AUGAAUCAGCAACUGGUUGUGGAGUUGUCCAGUCUGCUUGCCGAGAGCAAGCGAAGACACCCUGAGCUUCGUCAGGCUGCCGAAUACACACUCGAUGCUGUAAAGAACAAGCAACCGCAAGACCUGAAGAAGGACGAAAAGAUUGCCCAGCCUCUGGUGUUGGCCUGCUCGUCACGUAACGCCAAACUCACAGCAAUUGCAGUGCCAUUGAUACAACGACUGCUGGCUAUCUCUGCGCUCUCCGACAAGUCAAUUCCGUCAGUCCUGGGUGCGUUGGAGGAGGCUACCCACUUGGGCGUCGAAAUCCAGCUCAAGAUCCUUCAAUGUCUCCCUACACUGAUGGCAAACUACACCAAGGUGCUGCAGGGUCAGAACUUGAGCGCCCUGUUGGCGAUCUGCUCAGCCCUCAAGGCCCCCAACAAGCCCCCUGUGGUAUCCAAUUCCGCAGCGGCGACACUCCAACAGUUAAUAGUGUCUGUUUUCGAUAAGGUGCGAGAAGAGCAGGACCCUCCCAAGACCUUUGAGGUGCCAGUCGACACAGGAGACAAGAUUCUCGUGUCUCCUGCAGCAGAUGACGCUCUAUCUGUGUUGUCUGAUCUCUGUUCUCUCAUUGAAUACCACUCAUCUACUUUCCUGAAAGGCCAUUACAAGGACACUUUCUGUCUCGAACUGGUGGAGAGUAUUCUGCAGAACCAACACAUGGUGUUUGAGGAGCAUCCCGAGCUCAUUUACUGUGUUAAGAUGAAGCUAUUCCCAGCACUGCUUCGUGGUCUUUCUUCCGAGGCACCGUUUCCCGUGGCUGUUAGAAUCGCUCGAGUCUUGUAUUUGUUGCUACGAACCCUGCUUGCGUUGGUGCCAGCUGAGUGUGAGGUGACAUUGACUCUGUUCGUCCAUCUGUCAAGAGAGCCUACCGAAUCAUGGGAACGUGCACUGUGCAUGGAGAUUCUUCAAGGUGUCUUCUCCGACUUUGACCUCCUUCUGGCCAUUUAUAAGGAGUAUGACGUAGCUGAGGGACGCAAGAACAUUCUUGCAGAUACUCUCGGUCUGUUCCGGGACCUGCUGAAACAUACCAAGGAGGGAACCAGGUUCAACAGUGCAACCAAGACACCUUUCAUUGACACACUGGACAAGACAGAAGCACCGACUCUACCCGAGGGGUACGAGCAGUAUCUUGCGAUAACGUGUGCCAAUUCCCUAUGCGAUGCGCUUGCAAAGUUCCUUCUUCAGAAGAACCAGGACUCUCGGGCAACUCUGUGUAAGCAUCUCAUUGACCACUCCUGGUCUACCAUUCUGGAUCUGUAUAGUCCUCUGGUUUCUGGACCCUUUGAGGAGUCCCUGGAUCUUCACAGCGUUAUUCGUGCUGUCCAAAAACUGGCACAUGUUGCGGGAUAUGUGGAUAGGAAGACGGCGCGUGAUGCAUUCAUGUCUCUUCUUGCCACAGGUGCAGAGAAACCACCCACUCAACGGGCUAUCUUGUGUCUUCGGGCUCUAGUCAACCUCGGAACCGCCCUCGGAACUACAUUGGGCUCAUCAUGGAGCAUUCUCCUUGAUACCCUACGGGAGACUUCGCAGUCCAAGGUCGGAUCUGACCCUGCGGUGCUAUCUGCAGAGAAGAAGCUGCUCGACUCGACGAAAGACUACUCAAAUUCUGCUCUUUCAGACCUUGUAAAUGCAUUGACUCGAUCAGCUUCCGAGUGGAACAAUGACAAGCUUGGAAUUGUGGCAACUUUCAACGUCACCAAGAUUGUGGAGGAAGAAGUACUGUGGCAGAAGCUGUUAGGUCAUCUCAUCUCAUGUGAGAGUUUACAGUGUGCCCUCAUUCAGAGAAAACUCUCGGAAUCUUCGGAGUCCGAAAUACCCGAGGCUCAUGCUCGAAUAUUUGAUUCGCUUCUGAAGGCUGUAAAGAGCGACAAGUCGGAGAUUGUCUUGGCUCAUCUACAGACUACCCACUCGCUGCUUCAGCAACUGGGUAAGUGUUCCUCUUGGAGCACCAUUUUUAGCAUUCUGGACAGCGGUCUGAGAGAUGACAUGUCUCUGGAGGUCACCAAGGCCGCUUUUGACUCAGUCAAGCUGGUCUGCAAUGAUUUCCUUACCCAGUUGCCUUCCGAUGCUCUUCUGACACUCGUGGACCUACUCUACAAAUUCUGUCAGCAUUCUUCAGACUCCAACUUGUCAUUCACAUGCAUCUCUCUGUUCUGGACUGUGUCCGACUGCAUUUUGCGCCAGGCCAAGGAGACAGACGACAUCAAUCGAGUCCUUACUAUGUCCGAGAUGCGAGACUCUACUGAGCCUCUUGCUCUGUGGCUCAUCCUUAUGUCUUCUCUGGCUCUCAUGUCGCAUGAUUCUCGUGCUGACGUCAGAAAUGGUGCCAUCCAGACCUUCUUCCGAACUUUCGAGUCUCUCCCCAAGGACAAGCUCCAACCCAACCUGUGGCAGACCUUUUCCAGGGAGAUUCUGCCUAAGCUCUUCUUGACACCCACAGGAGAUCUGAUCGAGAAUGAUCCCGCCGGAGCUGCAGCAAGGUACCCUUACACGGUCUCGCUGCUGCUUACUGGCUUCAAUCACAUGAUGAGUGUUGUGCAGACCGUCUUGCCCGACCAGGUUGACAUUCUUUUUAUCCAGCUGCUCUCCUACUUUGAGCAGCUAAACACCACAAGCCCACAUCCUGAGUAUGCCGUAACUAUCAGCAAGUCUUUCGGAGAGCUUCUGACCAUUACGCCAUUGAGCCGUGAGAGCAUUGCUGCUGCAUGGAAGUUCUGGCUCUCUCCUCCUUGGGGAACUGAGUAUGUCAGCCCGUGGAACCUGGGCUCUGCAUCUAGUGCCAUUGCUGAGCAUGCAUCUGUGCACACCAUUAUCUACGAUUUGGACAGAAAUGUGCCUGAUGCGACUUUGGACGCUUCCCUGGAUGUUCUUUACAACUGCCUUCUGCAUCCCCAACUUCCAAAGUUCGCUCAGGACCAGACGUCCACCUCUCCUGUUCAGACAGCUGUGCUGAAACAAAUUUCGAAUGUCUCUGGCCACCACGCCAAGGUCUUGGAGAUCCUUGGUAGGAUUUCCAAGCUAUCCAGCACUGCCUCCAAGGAGGAGGAUGACUCUCCCAAGUUUGGAGCUGCAUCGCUGAAGGCUGUUGAGCUUUCCAGGAGCCGACUUCCUGAAGUUCCUGAGGCUGUAGAUGACAGCGUUAUCUCACUGUUGCUUCAGGACACCACGUUGUCAUCGCUUGGUAAUGAUGCUACGGAGCUGUUCCUGGAGACUGUUGAAAAGGUGCUGCCUCGGUUGUCUACUGAGGAGACAUUGUGGCCCCGUGUUGUCGAGGGUGGUUUGUCCAUUCUGGCUCAGCGAAGUCAGGGUUUCCAUAAGUACGAGAAGCUCAUUUUUCCCAUUCUUGGACUUGACCAUGUCCCUGAGUCGCUCAUUGACUCCCUUCUCAAGUCCAUCUAUGAGAACUCCCUGGUGUGGAAGACCAAGGCUUCUUCUCUGGGCUUCUCAGGCACUUUACAGGCCGUGUCAAAGCCUGAUUUCUCUCUCUACUGUACAACACUAUUGUUCAAUUUGUGGAUAGGAGAGGGGGAUGGUACCGGGAGCGCUCGGGAGCGGCUCUCUCUGUCGUCGCGACAGUACGCCAUGUCUCGAGCCCAAGCAUGUAUCUCUCAGUUUAUUAACGACUCCGUGAUUCGAGGCUCCAUGCCCAUUCCUAAGCUGCAGAACCAAGAGCUUCAGGUAAUUCUCACGCAUCUUGGUUUGCUAGUAAAGAAGAGCCCGGAUAGUAAGAAGGAGCUCAAGGCGCUGUUCCCCUUGCUGUUGAAGCUCCAAAUGCGUGGAGAGAGCACAGAAGUGAUUCUACAGGAAUUUUAA
Molecule: messenger RNA, 3855 nt
Organism: Yarrowia lipolytica CLIB122
Lineage: Eukaryota; Fungi; Ascomycota; Dipodascomycetes; Dipodascales
Source: RefSeq, a predicted model, not a curated record